CCUGUCUAUCAUAGUCAACAGGUGAUUGCUAUUACGCGCACGAAACAUUUCUGCACGUGACACUUAGUCGAUAAUCGGGCCCCCUUUACGACCCGGUCUCCAACGCAGAAGCGUCCGGGCCAAAGGAGACGAACCACGUCUCCCUAUAAACGGGUUAUUAUGAAACGUUUAAUAUUGUUAUACUUCGUGUUCGUUUGUAUUGCACAUGUAUAUUGUAAAGGAGGCGGACGAGGUGGUGGCGGUCGUGGUGGACGUGGAGGAGGAGGUAUAUUUGGCAGCAUUUGGGGUAAAAGUUCUUCCCGGAAUACUUAUCCAGCGUCUACCGGAUAUUCUGGUUAUGGUUCCGGAGGUUCGCAUGGCUACCCUUCUUCAAACGGCCUCUCCGGACUAAUCAAGCAACCCGGUUUCAAAUAUGGACAAAGAUACGGAUCGUACAGGUUUCCUGUACCGAGAGUGCCCUCCUAUUACACGGUGCCGCAGUACGUGUACGUGAAUCAAUAUAGACAGUCAAAUAGCCGAUUUAACAAUCUCCUGAUUGGCUUAACAAUGUAUAAUAUGGGCCGCUCACACGUGAGUUACCACCACUACUAUCACGACAGCUACUAUAGACGCAACAGUUCCUCGGCUUCAAGCAACGCGGAUCACGCUGUUACUUCAACUUCAGCAGAAGAGAAGGCAAAUGAAGAUAAGGAUGAGGCGACUUGUCUUAUGAGAAUUACAGAGGACGAAAAAGAGGAAGUGUUAAAGAUUCCUUGUGCUAUAGUGACGACAUUUGCAGACGGCAAUCGUAAAUUACCUUAUGCAAGUAACACGACGACAACCGUGUGUGUUAAUUCAUCAGAGGUUAACUUAACUUCAUUACAGUCUUUGGAAAAUGAUAGUAAUGUAAACACGUCUGAAUCCAUUAACACAGAUUCGCCAAAAAACAGUAUGGUUUGUAAAUCUACUAUAAAAUCGAUUGAUCCUUUGUCAGUGACAGGUUCACCGUUGGGCGAGAAUGUUAUGAACUGUACGGUUGAGAUCUGGACUCGUCAAGAAGUGAUUAGCAAUGAAGUCGAUUGUGAAGUUCUAUUGAAAUAUGCGAAGAUGCCGGUGCCUCAAAAUAAGGAUGCUAUUAUUAUGCCCCCUAGAUCGGAACUAAAAGAUAUGUUGGAACAUCCGCCCUGGUGGUUAUCUCUGUUCUUGGUUGUAUGAUUUGGUUGCAUGUAUGCGUAUACUCGUAAUAUUAUCUUCGUUAUUG
This is a messenger RNA of Cydia strobilella, 1240 nucleotides long. RefSeq lists its product as uncharacterized. The record is from RefSeq and is a predicted model, not a curated record. The coding region runs from base 160 to 1194 and encodes 344 amino acids. Lineage: Eukaryota; Metazoa; Arthropoda; Insecta; Lepidoptera; Tortricidae. The transcript has a single exon.